This is a messenger RNA of Podospora bellae-mahoneyi, 336 nucleotides long. RefSeq lists its product as uncharacterized. The record is from RefSeq and is a predicted model, not a curated record. NCBI's taxonomy places the organism in Eukaryota, Fungi, Ascomycota, Sordariomycetes, Sordariales, Podosporaceae.
AUGGAGCAGUUUGGCAAGGUUAUCGAGGUCUUUGUCAACAGCAACGGCAUCCUCGCAUUUGUCUGGGGUCCUCUCAAGCUUUCACUUUUGACUGCCAAAGGUGGCGCCGACCCAUUCGAUUGCCUGCUUGAUGCUUACAGCACAAUCGAGAAAAUUUUACCCAUUUUUAAGAAUUACCAGCAUAUCUUCGGUCAGAUACUACAGUUCAAUCGGUGCUGUCCUCGAUAUGGGAACCAAUUCUUGAUUUGCACAGAAGAGCUCUACGCAUAUUUGCAAAGUCGGGAUACUCAUAGGAUCUCCAUGGUAGCGAGUAACCCACCGGGUCAGGUCAUGUAA